AUGCAAUAUUUUUUGGCUUUGUGUUUUGUUUUAGUAGCUUUGGGCUAACAGAUAAAAGGAAAUGGAAAACAUCAUAAACACAAGAACAAAGAGAUAGGGUUUGUGUAGGUUUCAGCAGAUCUGAAUGAUUAACGUAUCAUCUUGGAAGGGAUUAUACAAUAGGUGAAUCAAUUAGCUCUCUUAGUAUAAAGAUAAAAUGUAUUUGAUGAUAGUUUGAGACAAAGACCUUUUGAUUUGAUGGGUUAAUUGGAUCGACUUGAUAAAUUGGAAUUGUACCCAGAAGAAUCUAAGAUUAUUGAAAGCUUAAAAUAGCAAUUAAACAUAAUCUCUAAUGCCAUGGAUGUGGAUGAUUACAUUCAGGAAUGCGAUGGGGAAGAUGUUUGUUAAAUCUGUCAAGCUUCCAUGUACUAUUAAUUAGACGAUGAUAAUUGGUAUAUGAUUGGAUUCGAGCAUGGAUUUAAAAAGGAAUUCCAAUUCCUAUUAGAUUCUGCGAAAUAAGCACUAGGAUCUGAUGGGGAUCUCUUGUUGGCCUUCUCAACUGAAAAUCACAUCUGUCUGCAAUUUGCCAAUCUCAAACAUCCCAUAGACAUCAAUGGUGUGCUUAAGCUCUAUUUGGGAACUACCUUAAACGAUUACCAAAACAAAUUGAUUCACUUGCCAACACAUGGAGUGCCUUUGGAGUUCCUUGUCAGAGCAGAGUAUACAAAUAGGAAUUUCAUUUACAAAGACCUCAAAUUUAUUGUAAAUGACAAUUCCUAGAGAGACAUCCUGGGGGGUCGAUUGAACAAAUUGCAAUUUUCCAUUUUCGAUUAAAAUGUAUUCAUCGAAUACGACGGUCAAUUUUAUAUCCAAUCCCAAAUCUAUCCAUUUUAGGUCAAGACUAUUCAAGGGGACACCAAAUCAGAAUAGAUCAAUAUUAAAUAUUCAAAGAACAUAGCUGAAAAGUAUUUGUCUAAUUCCAUUUUGAAGGAUACUUUCAAAUUUAGCUAGAUGCAAGCUUCUACUUAUACAAAUAGUACUGAUAUUGUAAUAUCUGUUGAAUUAGACUGA
Molecule: messenger RNA, 1050 nt
Organism: Paramecium tetraurelia
Lineage: Eukaryota; Ciliophora; Oligohymenophorea; Peniculida; Parameciidae
Exons: 4
Source: RefSeq, a predicted model, not a curated record